AUGUGCUGCCAUAGCCGCGUCAUUUACUCUGUCUGUGGUCACAGUUGCUUCGGUCGCAGACCGAUCGUCGAAUGUCGAAAUGCGUCCAUAGAUCCCAUGCUGGAGUAUUCGACCACUUGCGAAAUAUACGGACACCCCUUUAAAAGUUUGCGACUCGACCAACUAUGCCCUGGUUGUCAGCGUAGGCGAGAAGUCCUCCUCCAGGAGAUCGACGCGAGCCACGUGGUAAAGUUCGAUGAAUGGCAAUGGAAAGUGAGCUACGGUCUGCCUGGCCACGGGGGCAAAGACUACUGGACCAGAAAGGCGGAAGAGCGAGAAGAGGAGCACGAGAAGAAGGAUAGCGGUAGGCGGAAGAGCCAAAAGAGGUUCAGUUGGCGACGCAGCAGGAGGAAGACGAAGGUUCCUGGUGUUGACAGCCCCUUGACACCAAGAACACCGAGAAUUCCAGAGGAGUGA
Messenger RNA from Fulvia fulva, 456 nucleotides. RefSeq lists its product as uncharacterized. Bases 1 to 456 code for a protein of 151 amino acids. The record is from RefSeq and is a predicted model, not a curated record. The transcript has a single exon. NCBI's taxonomy places the organism in Eukaryota, Fungi, Ascomycota, Dothideomycetes, Mycosphaerellales, Mycosphaerellaceae.